Molecule: messenger RNA, 2836 nt
Organism: Bufo gargarizans (Asiatic toad)
Lineage: Eukaryota; Metazoa; Chordata; Amphibia; Anura; Bufonidae
Gene: EOMES
Product: eomesodermin
Exons: 6
Coding region: 236-2233 (665 amino acids)
Biological process (GO): CD8-positive, alpha-beta T cell differentiation involved in immune response; mesoderm formation; regulation of transcription by RNA polymerase II
Cellular component (GO): nucleus
Molecular function (GO): RNA polymerase II cis-regulatory region sequence-specific DNA binding; DNA-binding transcription factor activity, RNA polymerase II-specific
Source: RefSeq, a predicted model, not a curated record
CACAGAGAGGAGACCCGUGAAUGACUUCUGUGGGCUGUUCCUCUAUCAUCACCACCACCACAAGCCACCUCAAGCGGGGGCACCUAUGGAUCACACAGUAAACUGAAAGGACACUUGGUGAAGCCUUCCCAGCACUUGUCGGAGAGCCCCUUCCUGAGUGAGGGUCUGCCCUUCAUGGUCUCAGCAUCAGCACAGCUCAACAGAGUUUGAAGAAGAAGGUUUAUCAAGCCAGAGGAUGCAGCUAGGAGAGCAGAUCCUGACCAGCUCUGCUCCUAACCUGCCUCACACUUUCUACCCUCUGCCUGGGGACCCCAACAGCGCCGCUCAGAGCCCAGGCUUGGACUUUAGCGUGGGACAGCAUAAAAGCCAGCAGCAGAAGUUCUCCUCCAGAGGCCUCCACCUCGACAGCCCCAGAGAUUCUGGCAGCUCUACCACCCCUGGUAGUACAAUGCUCAGCGAGGCCACUGAGGGCUUCCAAGCCACCAAAACCUUAUCGGACACGGGGAGGAAGGGCUCACCGGUUGGAGAAGAAGACCUGAGCUCUGCGCCCCCCACCUCAGUCCCACGCUACCUGGACAACUCUCUCCAGGCUGAGCGCUACUACCUGCCCUCUCAGGGGCAGCAGAGCCAGCAGACAGGGGCAGAGCUGGGCUCCCCCUGCUCCAUCUUCCCCUAUGCCCCACCACAGCACAGCGCAGUGUACCAAGCCGGAGGGGCCGCCAGAUACCCCCCAUACAGCAGCAUGCUGCCCCCCGCAGGCUUCUCCCCUCCCGUGUGCCCCUCUCGUCCCCAGUACUCCACUGGUUACCAGUACAGCCAGGCGCCUGGCACCAUGUACAGCCCCUACCCUGCUGCAGGCUCGGCCAGCGGGCUGAGUGCCUUGGGGCUGCCGGGCAGUGGGGCGGGGAUGCGGGCACAGAUCUACCUCUGUAAUCGCCCCCUGUGGCUCAAGUUUCACCGGCACCAGACUGAGAUGAUCAUCACCAAGCAGGGCAGGAGGAUGUUUCCUUUCCUGAGCUUUAACAUUACUGGACUGAACCCCACCUCCCAUUACAAUGUGUUCGUAGAGGUGGUUCUGGCAGAUCCAAAUCACUGGCGAUUUCAAGGGGGCAAAUGGGUGACGUGUGGCAAAGCGGACAACAACAUGCAGGGUAACAAGGUGUACGUGCACCCCGAGUCUCCCAAUACUGGGGCGCACUGGAUGAGACAGGAGAUCUCCUUUGGCAAACUGAAACUCACCAACAACAAAGGAGCCAAUAAUAACAAUACUCAGAUGAUAGUCCUGCAGUCUCUACAUAAGUACCAACCCCGUCUCCAUAUAGUAGAAGUAAGUGAAGAUGGAGUAGAAGACCUGAAUGACUCUGCUAAGACCCAGACUUUCACGUUCCCAGAAACUCAGUUUAUUGCAGUUACAGCCUACCAGAAUACAGAUAUUACACAACUGAAGAUUGAUCACAACCCAUUUGCAAAAGGCUUCAGAGACAACUAUGACUCCAUGUACACGGCUUCAGAAAAUGACCGAUUAACUCCAUCUCCUGCGGAUUCUCCUAGAUCCCACCAGAUAGUGCCCGGGGCCCGCUACAGCGUCCAGCCUUUCUUCCAGGAGCAAUUUGUCAACAACCUGCCCCCCACCAGGUACUACAGCGGGGAAAGGACUGUACCUCAGACCAAUGGUCUCCUUUCACCACAGGCCAAUGAAGAGGUGCCAAGCGCUCCCCCCCAAAGGUGGUUUGUGACCCCAGUUCAACAAGCUGGGGCUAACAAAUUGGACAUGGGUCCCUAUGACACAGACUAUUCUUCUAGUUCCCUUCUAACCUAUGGCAUAAAGUCCCUACCUAUCCAAACCUCACAUCCCAUGGCAUAUUAUCCAGAUGCUGCAUUUGCCUCUAUGACAAGUUGGGGUAGCAGAAGUUCUCCAUAUCAGAGGAAAAUGAGCACAGGUCUGCCUUGGUCCUCAAGGUCAAGUCCUUCAGGAUUUUCUGAAGACCUUCUAACUAAAGACAAAGUCAAGGAAGAAAUGAGCUCGUCUUGGGUGGAAACACCUCCUUCAAUAAAGUCUCUAGACUCCAACGACUCUGGCGUUUAUACAGGAGCCUGCAAAAGAAGAAGAUUGUCUGCUAGCACUUCAAGCAAUGAAAAUUCUCCACCAAUAAAGUGUGAGGACAUUGCCAGCAAAGACUAUAAAGAUGCCUCCAAAGGCCUAGGCUACUAUUCCUUCUACUCCAGUUCCUAAAUAAUUAUUAUAUGUAUAUUAAUAUAUGUAAAAGUUGUAAGCUACCACAGGGUGGAUUAUAGCAUUAAAUGCCAAAAAAGUGGCUUUGCUUUUCAUCCAGAGAACACGAUGAAACAAGAACUGGUGUCUGAUCUUCUCUGGGCUGACGUGCCAAAACCUCUGACUGUUUCAAGUUCCAUCCUGUCACAUCUUGAACUCUAAAUCUGAGAGUAUUUGGUUUAUUUUGAAGUGAAAAAAUAAUAAUCUAAAAUCUACUUGACCUUUAUCUCGUUUUUUUUAUUUUUAUUGUGAUUUAUUUAUGAGGAGAGACUUUUGUACAGAUCGUGUAGAUAUCCUGUUGAAUAUUGUGUAGUUUAAUAUAUUGUUUGCCUCUAUGUGUCUCGUUUUUAUUGAUCAAUAAUACAUUUGACUUGCACUCUUCUGUUGUGCAAUUUGUAUUGGUAGUACACGAAAAAGAAAUAUAUCUAUAAAAUUAGCCAUUCCAGAAUGUAUUUCAACCAUGUCUCGGAAAUGGUUCCAAUAAAGAAAUACUGUAAAAAUGUAAAAAUCAUUAUUGAUCCGGAAGAAAUUGUGUUUACUUAUGUUAUGUAUAUAGUGCUCAUU